This is a messenger RNA of Talpa occidentalis (Iberian mole), 2251 nucleotides long. It is a transcript of the gene PMPCA, whose product is annotated as peptidase, mitochondrial processing subunit alpha. Gene Ontology annotation, molecular function: metal ion binding; metalloendopeptidase activity. Lineage: Eukaryota; Metazoa; Chordata; Mammalia; Eulipotyphla; Talpidae. Bases 1 to 1578 code for a protein of 525 amino acids. The record is from RefSeq and is a predicted model, not a curated record. The transcript has 13 exons. Gene Ontology annotation, cellular component: mitochondrion.
AUGGCGGCGCUGGUGCUGGCGGCGGCGCGGCUGCUGCGGGGCGCGGGCCCCGGGGGCCGCUCGCGGCUGAGGCCCGGCGCGCCCGCGCGCAGGGGGUUCAGCAGCGGCGGCACCUACCCCGGCACCCCCCUGUCCGUGCCCCUGCCCGGCGUCCCCAAGCCCGUGUUUGCGACGGUCGACGGACAGGAGAAGUUCGAGACCAAAGUCACCACCCUGGAAAACGGGCUUCGCGUGGCGUCCCAGAAUAAGUUCGGACAGUUCUGCACCGUGGGGAUUCUUAUCAACUCAGGAUCAAGAUAUGAAGCAAAGUAUCUUAGUGGAAUUGCACACUUUUUGGAAAAAUUGGCCUUUUCGUCCACCGAGCGCUUUGCCAGCAAAGACGAGAUCCUGCUGGCCCUGGAAAGGCACGGGGGCAUCUGCGACUGCCAGGUGUCAAGAGACACCACCAUGUACGCCGUGUCUGCGGCAUCCAGUGGCCUGGACACGGUGGUCGGCUUGCUGGCGGACGUGGUCCUGCACCCCAGGCUGACAGAUGAGGAAGUGGAGAUGACACGCAUGGCUGUCCAAUUCGAGCUGGAGGACCUCAACAUGCGGCCUGACCCUGAGCCGCUGCUCACCGAGAUGAUUCACGAAGCCGCGUACCGGGAGAACACCGUGGGCCUGCACCGCUUCUGCCCCCCCGAGAACAUCGCCAAGAUCGACCGCGCGGCCCUCCUCUCCUACCUGGCCAGCUACUACACGCCCGACCGCAUGGUGCUGGCCGGGGUGGGCAUGGAGCACGCGCGCCUGCUGGAGUGCGCCCGCAAGCACCUCCUGGGGGCCCGGCCGGCCUGGGGCAGCGGGCAGGCUGUGGAUGUGGACAGAUCCGUGGCGCAGUACACCGGGGGACUUGUGAAGCUCGAGAGAGACAUGUCCAACGUCAGCCCGGGCCCCACCCCGUUCCCCGAGCUCACGCACAUCAUGGUGGGGCUGGAGAGCUGCUCCUUCCUGGAGGAAGACUUCAUCCCCUUCGCAGUGCUCAACAUGAUGAUGGGUGGGGGCGGCUCCUUCUCGGCCGGCGGGCCUGGCAAGGGCAUGUUCACCAGACUCUACCUGAACGUGCUCAACAGACACCACUGGAUGUACAACGCCACCUCCUACCACCACAGCUACGAGGACACGGGCCUCCUGUGCAUCCAUGCCAGCGCCGACCCGCGGCAGGUUCGUGAGAUGGUGGAGAUCGUCGCGAAGGAGUUCGUCCUGAUGGCCGGGGCUGUGGAUGUGGUGGAGCUGGAACGAGCCAAGACGCAGCUGAUGUCCAUGCUCAUGAUGAACCUGGAGUCCCGGCCUGUGAUCUUCGAGGAUGUGGGGAGGCAGGUGCUGGCGACGCGCUCCCGAAAGCUGCCCCAUGAGCUGUGCGCCCUCAUCCGCAACGUGCAGCCCGAGGACAUCAGGAGGGUGGCUUCUGCCAUGCUGCGCGGGAAGCCGGCAGUGGCUGCGCUGGGUGACCUGACGGACCUGCCGAGCUACGAGCACAUCCAGGAGGCCCUGUCGAGCAAGGAUGGCCGGCUGCCCCGGGCCUACCGGCUGUUCCGCUAGAGCCCACCUGCCGCCGCCGCCGCCGGGACUCGCGUCCAGUCAGCAGCCUGCGCUCCGCUCGGCCGGGUGGCGCGGACGUGUCCGGAGCCCCUGUGGCCUCUGCUGCCGCCAUGGGGUGAAGACGGCCCGGCGGCAGCCACUCCUCCGCGGGGCCCGCCACGCCCAGGGCGCCGCCUGCCCCUUGAGAAGAUGGUCUCGGCGCCGUGUUUUUCGCCCUGAUGAGGAGCCAUUUGCCUUAACGAGAGCCAGCUGGGGGCGCGGGCCGGCUCCAGGGGGACUGGCCAGCCUUGCGGCGCGGGGGGUGCGGCUGCCACAGCCGGCUCAGCCGCCACUGCACAGCCCGUGUCGCGAGGGUGGGCCAGGCAGUAGCGUGGGCCCGCGGUGGGGCUGCUUCCAGAAGCAGAAGGGGUGAAGGGCGCAGCUUGUGAUUCUCAGCCAGAAACACCCAUGGAACCCCGAGGUCCCGUGUGGAGGUCUGGGGCCCUGGAGCCACUGCUGCUGCCGUGAAGAGGGCAGCCCCGGGCAGUUGGGGUCUCCCAGGACCGGACUGCAGUUUGGGGAGAACGGACACCGUGUGGGAGACUGCAACGAGCAGCCUGGCCUCGGGGGGCGGGGCGGGGCGCGGCUAGUAAACGUGUGAGCGUCACGCACCUGUACCUGAGCGCUCAUUGCG